Molecule: messenger RNA, 390 nt
Organism: Tripterygium wilfordii
Lineage: Eukaryota; Viridiplantae; Streptophyta; Magnoliopsida; Celastrales; Celastraceae
Exons: 1
Coding region: 1-390 (129 amino acids)
Source: RefSeq, a predicted model, not a curated record
AUGGGUAGACAGAACGGCGAUUCUACCAUGGUUGGUUCUUCCAUAGCUCUUCUGCAGGAGAGGUUUAGAGAGCUUCAAAGAGUGAAGGAGGAUAGAGAAAAGAAAGAACUUCGUAGGCUGUAUUCGGGGUAUGAACCGUUUUGUCCAUGGAUGCAUUAUGAUCAGCCUGCCAAGUUGGGUUACCAGCAACAACAAGAGAUGAUGUUCCUUCCAAGUAAGCCAUCUCUUCUUGCAGAUUCUCUAUCCCUUGGGUUAAAAUCACAGAGCAACCGUGCUGAUUUUCAAGUCAUGACUGGCACAAGCUUGACCAACUCAAGACCAAGCGUUGCGAAUUCGUCAAAGCAAUUCUAUUUUGACAGUUCUGAUGUUGAUACAACUCUGCACCUCUAG